Molecule: messenger RNA, 180 nt
Organism: Dictyostelium purpureum
Lineage: Eukaryota; Evosea; Eumycetozoa; Dictyosteliales; Dictyosteliaceae
Exons: 1
Coding region: 1-180 (59 amino acids)
Source: RefSeq, a predicted model, not a curated record
AUGAUAACAAAAAAUAAAACCAAUAAUAAUAGUUUAAGACCAUAUAAAAAACAUAAAAGUACUUAUAGUUUAGACUUUGAUUAUAAUAAUACAUCAUCGAAUACACCGAGCUUGGUUUUUACAUCGAAUAAAGAUGAUAAGAAAGUUGAAGAUGCAUUCUGGAAAUUUUUAGAUUUUUAA